UUUUUUUUUUUUUUUUCUUUUUCUUUGCUUUGGGGGUGGUGCGCAUUAUGAAAAGCCGGCGGCCAGUUAAAUUUCAGCAGAGGGUUCCUGCUCUCGGGGAAGGGAGGAACAGUGGGGCGAGGGCGCUCUGCGGUAGCGAACCUGUAGGUCAGGCGAGGGCCCGGCUCGCUGGCUGGGGCUUCCUGGCCUGGGAAGCGCCCGGAGCUUUCGAGAACUUUGCUGUCCUGCGAAUGAAAUGUCAGACCAAGGAACUUCAAGUUCUCCUUGAGAGUCCGCGGAAGUGCAAGGCGGGGAGUCGCGGAAGAGGGGGCCGCGAUCGGCGCUCUGGAGGUCUCGGUAAAUCCCGGGGUGCAUCCUCUGCAGUCGUGUUGGCCGGCGCCUCCCCCCGGGCCGCAGGCUUACGGCUGGAGGAGGUGGCUUCUGUGUGUUCGUGAGGUCCCGUCGGGGAGAGACCGAGGACCGCGAGGAAAAGUGAGCGGUAAGGGGCCUGGCCGGCCUUCGCCCGGCCCACCCCUAGCCUUUGGCGCCCUUGAACCCGCCCCUCCGGAUAGAUCUCGGAGUGGGUUCCAGGCGCUCUUCGCUCGAGGUCCAAAGGCGCGGCGGCGCGGGCCAUGGAUCGCCUGGCUGCGCUGCGGGGCGCGAGGCUGCGGUGGGCGCUGCUGGGGACGCGGGUGGCCCUCCCUGGCCUCUGCCCGCACGGGGCCAGAGCCAAGACCGCGAUCCCCGCCGCCGUCCCGGUUACCGCCGAGACUCCUGGAAACGGGCCUGGCGACCGGAGACUGCGGACCCUGGAGGAGCUUCCAGGGCCCGGGCAACUGCGCUUCUUCUUCCAGCUGUUAGUGCAAGGCUACGUUCUGCAGUUACACAAGCUCCAGGUGCUGAACAAGGCCAAGUAUGGUCCAAUGUGGGUAACCCGCAUAGGGCCUCAGACCCAUGUGAACCUGGCCAGUGCCCCCCUCCUGGAGCAAGUGAUGCGGCAAGAGGGCAAGUACCCAGUACGGAACGACAUGGAACUAUGGAAGGAGCACCGGGACCAGCAGGGCCUGGCCUAUGGGCCCUUUACCACGGAAGGACAGCAGUGGUACGAGCUGCGCCACACUCUGAACCAGCGGAUGCUGAAGCCGAGGGAGGCUGCGCUCUACACCGAUGUCGUGAAUGAGGUGAUCGAUGACUUCGUGGCCCACCUGAACCGGCUGCUGGCAGAGAGUGCCUCGGGGGACCAGGUGUCUGACAUGGCUCACCAUUUCUACUACUUCGCUUUGGAAGCUAUUUGCUACAUCCUGUUUGAGAAACGCAUCGGCUGCCUGGAGCGCCCCAUCCCCGAGGACACGGUGGCCUUCGUCACAUCUGUCGGGCUCAUGUUCCAGAACUCAGUCUAUGUCACCUUCCUCCCCAAGUGGACCCGUUCCCUGCUGCCUUUCUGGAAGCGCUAUCUGGAUGGCUGGAACACCAUCUUCUCUUUUGGGAAGAAGCUGAUUGAUCAGAAACUCAAGGAGAUCGAGAUCCAGCUGCAGACCAAGGGGCCAGAUGAAGUCCAGAUAUCUGGCUACCUGCACUUCCUGCUGACCAGAGGACAGCUCAGUACUCAUGAGGCCAUGGGCAGCCUGCCUGAGCUGCUCUUGGCGGGCGUAGACACGACAUCCAACACGAUGACGUGGGCCCUGUACCAUCUUUCAAAGAAUCCAGAGAUCCAGGCUGCCUUGCAUAAGGAGGUGGUGGGUGUGGUACCAGCCGGGCAGGUGCCCCAGCACAAGGACUUUGCCCACAUGCCCCUGCUCAAAGCCGUGCUUAAGGAGACCCUGCGCCUCUACCCUGUGGUCCCCAUGAACUCCCGGGUCAUCACGGAAAAGGAGAUCGAAGUCAAUGGCUUCCUCUUCCCCAAGAAUACCCAGUUUGUCUUCUGUCACUAUGUGGUGUCCCGUGACCCUGACAUCUUCCCCCAGCCAGAGAGCUUCCAGCCUUACCGCUGGCUGAGGAAGAGCCAGGCUGCUGCCCUUGGGGUCCAGCAUCCAUUUGGCUCUGUGCCCUUUGGCUAUGGGGUCCGGGCUUGCCUGGGCCGCAGGAUUGCGGAGCUGGAGAUGCAGCUGCUGCUGUCAAGGAUAAAAGGCCACCACCAUGUCACAUUGCUCUCCUUGGAGAAAAUACAGAAUAAAGGGACUCGUAUUGAUAAUUGGAGACCUUUGUCAUUCUCUUUGAUGACCCAGCAUCUGAGCCCCUUGCUGUGUUUGGGGAACAGCCUCUCCCCACUUAGGGAUCUUGUGGGAGGCAGAGCCCUCUCCCUCUGGAGAAAGUGAGAACACCUGUGCUUUCCUGGACCUUCAGCUGGUGCUGCUGAAGCCCAGCCUGAGUAGGACCUGCAGAACAAUCCUCCGGACCCCCAAGAGGGGCCCCCUCGUGCUUUGAUAUAGGCAGCGCUGCCAGAAUGGAUGGAGGCGUUCUCGGCUGGAUCUUCAGCAACGGCUCCCGGGGCUCCUGUCAGCCUGGGAAGCACCAGCUUGGCCGCCCUCAGGAGCAUGAGUGUCGCGAAGCUGUCGCCACAGCUGCUGGCCCCAGUGUGCCUCCGUGUCUCCCGGGUCAGUGCUGCCGGUGGGGAGAAAAAGCGUCCUCCCUGACCCCACUCCUGGCCCAUGACUGCCCCUCCCCCCCGCCCCCCGCAAAGCGACAGCGACACAGCGACCUUGGGAGGAGCAGAGGCAUGGCCUCUGUCCUGCUAGCACCUUCCACCGACGUCUCACAAACAACCGAGAGGUGGAACCCAGGGCCGGCCUGGAACCCGAGCUGCAGGGCAGUAUGGGGAUUAUAGUUCUCAGCUUUCCAGCCUCUUCAGCACAGGAAGCCGACCAGAAGGCAAGCGGGCUGGCGAGACCGAGAGUACCGCGGGUUUGACGAGGCGAUGAGUCCCAGCCUCACAGUCCCAGCCCCGGUGGUACAUUUCUGCUGGGUCAUAGAAAACUAAAGUCGAAUUUCUUAUGUUGGUGAGAUUAAAAAAAAAAGAAAGAUGUCAUUGUCCUUAUUAAAAUCCUUCAGUGGCUUCUCUCAGCCCUGAAGCAAAGUCCUAAGUCCUUACUCUGGCUUGGAAGACUCUGGCACCCUACCCUCCACCCCUACUCCCUGCCCAGAAACCCUUUCCACAGCCUAACCCCAAUUCCUUGUAUAGACCUGAGCACAUUCCGCUCUUUCUGGCCUCAAUACUUUGUUCUUAAUGUCCCGUCUCCUUGGAACACUCUCUUCAGCAACUGUGAUGCCAUCCCAGAGAACUUGCUCUUCCUUAGGGCUCAGCUCAAAUGUCACUGCCUUUGAAUAAGCCUCCCCUGACCUCUCUGGGGGAGCACAAGCACUUCGUGUUCCCCGCCUCCCCCCGCCCCACCCGCCAUGUUACAGAACUGAGUGCUCUGCCUGUUGACCGUGUUGGAGACCCGACUGUCUCCCCAACCAGCUGUGCACCCCCUGGAGGGCACAAAUCAAGCUCCUUUCAGUUUGGAUCCAGGUGACCAACUCUGUGUCUAGCCCGUAGGAGGCGAUUAAUAAAAGUUUGUUGAAUGAGAAGAGGCUGCAAUAGUAAGCAGGGGAAGGAAGAAGAGGGGACGAUGCAGAGCUUUUCCUACUGAGUCCGGAAAUCUGGAGAGUUCGGAGGAAUUCCUGAUUAUAACGGCAUAGCUCUUGACCCCACCUGUGCCGGGAUUCAGCUGUGAGAGCGCCUUAUGCAUGCGGAGCGUGGGAGCUGGGCUCAGAGGGGGCAGGGAUUUCUGUCACAAAGUCAACCAGAGCCACUUCUGCCUUCCCAGUGGGCUGCUCCUUCGGACCACCAGGGGUCUGCGGUCUCAGGGACCCUGCGCUGCCCACAUAAGUAACAGGGAAGCAAUGUUAACAGCUGGGCUCCCUGAUUACCCACCCUGACCCGCCUCUGUAAGGAAAGAACAACAAUUGGAUUUAGGAUCAUUGCGGAGAAGCAAGCGAAUGUUAACUCAGCACAGCAGAUACACCUUUGGUUGAAAAGAAUGUGCAAAUCUCCUUACCGCCAUUGCAGCUAAUUUGAACUUGUUGGCCAAAGUAGGAUCCAUAUUUUUGGGUAAGAUCCAUAAUUUGGGGUCAGAAAUCAGCUUGUCGGGCACCUGGGUGGCUCAGUCAGUUAAGCGUCUGCCUUCGGCUCGGGUCAUGAUCCUGGAGUCCCGGGAUCGAG
Leptonychotes weddellii (Weddell seal) is the source of this 4180-nucleotide messenger RNA. The record is from RefSeq and is a predicted model, not a curated record. Lineage: Eukaryota; Metazoa; Chordata; Mammalia; Carnivora; Phocidae.